Molecule: messenger RNA, 2061 nt
Organism: Austrofundulus limnaeus
Lineage: Eukaryota; Metazoa; Chordata; Actinopteri; Cyprinodontiformes; Rivulidae
Product: coiled-coil domain-containing protein 30
Source: RefSeq, a predicted model, not a curated record
GAUUUGGAUCAGAUUGCCACAUGGUUGAGAGGAGAAGGCCUUGCUCCUGACUCUUCCAAGGACACUCAGCUGUGCUUGCUAUGGCGUWCUCAUCAGCACACAGAAAAAUGUCUGAGCGACGUGACAAAGGAUCUGGARACAAAUCGCUCACAACACUUUGCAGAACUGGCAGAGGUACGCAAGUCCUUGGAGCAGAUCCGAAUCUUUACAGAGCAAAAAGAUUUGUUGGCUCAAGAGAUACAAGAUGAGAAUGAUCGACUCAGGAAGCAGCUGCAACACUUUGUAUCCCUACAAGAUGCUCAGAUAAGUGAGGUGGCCAAAAUGCUGUACCAGCAGGCUCUCACAGAGCUGAUUCCCAGUAGUGCCAGUGAACAAGUGGCUUACCUCCUGGUGGAGAGGGCUUCCUUACUUGAAACAAACGAGGAUCCUUACAAGCUGGUGGCCGAUGGAAACACAGAAAUCUGUUCUGGGAUUCAAACACAGAACAUCAGCACAUACCAAUCUGAGGCCGUACCUUUGGCUGGCCGCUCAAGCAGUUUGGAGACGACGUGUUCCCGUCUGGAGCGGGACGUGGAAGAGGGUUCCCGCCGACUGGCCAUGGCGCACAACGAGAUCCGACAUUUGACUGAUGAGCUGGAAUCUGCUCAUUUGACUCAAAGAGCGUACGAGCCUGAGCUGCAGUCUGCGCAGCAGGAAGUGGUGCAGCUCAGACAGGAAGUAGGGAAACUUAUAAAAAAUGAUCGCCUGGACUUUGAGAUCAGGGCUUUGAGGGACCGGGUMCGCUCUCUGAAUGCUGAGAAACUUUUUCUGCAGCAGACAGUUGAUUUUCUGCAGAAGGAAGUGGAGCGACUGGAGUCGGCCUUGAAGGAGCAGCAGCAGCUUUGCAUUGUGCAUCAUCAUGCUGACCGAGCUAAUGAACCAAACAAAAUACGUUGUCUUCAGCUUGUGGAAAAUUACAACAGUGACCUGAAUAAUUUCAUCGCUAAAAUCUGCACCAAAAACAAACAUGAGCAGUAUCAAAAGAGAAAAAAGGCAGAUGUACAGCUCAGUAAAAACACCGACACUCAAAUGGAAAUUUCCUUAGUGACAAAGAGGCUUCAGCCACAGCUGUGUGAAGAAAGCAUGUUUUGUAAGGCAUGUCCUGACUGUAAGGAAGCAAGGAAGGCUCUGUUGUCUGCUCAAAACCAGUGUGAGACUUUGAAGAAGGAGAUGUGUGAAACUCUAAAAUGUCUCGACAAAGAGCGAAGUAAAUACUACAACAUGAGGGAAGAACAUAAAGCCAAACUGUGUCAAGCCAAACAGAGAAUUAAGGAUGAAAUCACGUGGCGUGAUGAGAAAAUAAAAACUCUCCAGCGAGAACUGUCUUUGUGCUCCCUGUCAUUAGCGAAGGAGAGAGAAGUAAUUAUAUGCAUGACUGUGGAAAAUGAGAAACUGCUCUCUGAGAGGCGGAAGCUGUUAGAACAACUGAAUAAGGAGAAGCAGAACAGGAAGGAGAGCAGUCGAACAGCUUCUCUGUCCAAAUGCAGGGUGGAUUGUUUGGAGAUGGAAAACAAGAAACUGGAAAACAAACUCCUGCUCAUGUCCAACCAAAAAGCCACCCUGGAACGCAGCCUGCAGAACAUUCAGUUUCUCAACUACGCCGAGGAACUACAGAAAGUGUCAAAUCAUCAACAGCAGUUUACUUCUGUCUCAGCUCAUCCUUCAUGGGUAAUAUCUUCUGAGAUUCUGGGCUUAUUGGACAGUUCACAUAGCAGUGAGACCCAGCUGACAGAUCUGAGUUCUUCUUGUUCUUUGAGUCGAACAGCAGAGCUCGGCUACAUGAACCUGACGUCCACUCAGAGCCUCUCAGACCACUUAGAUGCUCGAUUUAACCUUGUCCACUCAAAUGUGAUUUCCUGAGCUUUUAUUUUAUUAUUCUAAAUCAUUUGUUCUCUAAGUCAAAUUGAAAAUAACAAUUAAAUUGUCUUUUAUUAAGGUAAAUAGUAAAAAAAAACAUUUUUUGGUGAUCAAACCUGGAGUUUUAGUACUUUUUUUCAUUUUAUAAAAUGUGGUUAAAAGUAA